UAACUUUCGGAACGUCUUCCAGGAGAAAUUCUGCGGCCCAGAGGACUUGGAAGAAACAUCAAAACAAAUCGAUUCUGAAUGACAGAAAGUCAAACUGAGUUGUAUUUAUUCGUCCGUAACGAGGAAAUAGUCGCUCAUAAACGCUCGGAGGCUGGCAUCAAGAGAAAAUCAGGGUGGAUUUGAGAACGCAAGAUCGCGAGGGCCUAUCAAAUAUGUCCUCUACCUCGCAUGCAUCUUCCAGGCGGCAAUGGUGCUACCUUUGCGACUUGCCAAAGAUGCCGUGGGCCAUGAUCUGGGACUUCAGCGAGGCGGUGUGCAGAGGGUGUGUGAACUACGAGGGAGCGGACAGAAUAGAGCUGCUCAUUGACACAGCGCGACAGCUGAAGCGAACACAUGUGAUGCAGGACGGCAGAUCUCCGGGUCCACAACCUGUUGGCAAACACGGUCCCGGUGGAAAGGAGGGUUCUAUGGAGGCCGGCAGACCGCCCUCCGAGCGAUAUGAGAGGGGAAGAGAGUAUGUGUCCGCUCGGCUGCCAAAUGGCCUGCCUAGACUGGAAGAUGGCGGUCCGCCUGAGGUUAGUAGGCAGAGUCCUAAUGCCAGAAGGACUAUGUUAGGGGCUGUACCACCUAAUUUAAUGGCACAGGGGCUCGUUGGAGCCCCUCAUGGCCUGCUGACGGCAAUGCCCGGUCUAAAUGCCAGAGCUGGCAGUGCCCCCUUGACCAUUUCUGCUCCAAUGUUGAAUGAGAUCAGUAAAAGACAGGUCAUGACCAUGGGGAUGAGUGUGGGUGUGGCAUCUUUCAUGAGCCCUGAGUUGGAAAAAGAGCUGAAAGAGAAGCAGAGAAACUCAGAAGUCCUCGCCGAGCUCUCAGAAAGCGUGAGGAACCGUGCGGACGACUGGGCUGGACGCCCCAAGGCUUUGCGUGAAGCCUUACACACUCUUUCUAGUUGCAGUCCGUUUAAUGUACGCUUUAAAAAGGACCAUGGCCUGCUGGGGAGAGUGUUUGCCUUCGAUGCCAAGCUGGUGGUGGAGUUCGAGCUAAAAGUCUUUGUUGAAUACCCCUGUGGGUCUGGUAACGUGUUCUCCAGCAUAUUAGCAUUAGUCAAGCAGAUGUUCCAUGACUCUCAGAAAGAUACCGGCAAGGUCAUUAACUCAGGCUACAAAUAUGUUGAGUAUGAGAAAAGACAUGGCACCAGUGACUGGCGUCUUCUUUCUGAUCUUCUCAGCGAUGCAGUUCGAGCAUUCAAAGACGCACCUGCCCCUGAAGCCCUCCCGCAGCCUUACCUGGAUGCCAGUUACUCCAUGCUACCCACCGCUUUCUGCAAUAUAGGCCGUCCCACACAGUCCAGAGUACGUAGACGUAAAGCCUCACCCGAGCCAGAAGGUGCGGAGAGGAUGACCGCCGAGGAAAUGCGGCAGCACUGGCCGCUAGGUCUGUUUCCUGGCAUCCCUGGUCAUAUGCCAGCCACCUCACUAGCAGUGCAGCCACCAGCUCUCCAGGAGGGGUUGGGUACCCACAGUAGCGACCCUUCACCUAUCACAGCACUCAUGAAUGUGGCAGACAAUGUUGGCACAGCCGCCCAGUCCCCGAAAGAUGCCCCUGGCAGCAGCGGUGCUCACUCGGCCAAUGUAGGGCGUCAGAACAGCACCAGUCCUUCACCCGGUGGUCCGCGACGCCUGGUGUCACGGAACGGAGAUCCCUCAGCUGGCAGCAGCAUGGGUGGGCCAGCCACGACUGUCACAAUGCCCCUCGCUGGCGGGGGUGACCAGGGGGCUGUUACAGGAGGUGAAGCCUCGGGUGGUGGUGGAGGUGCCCCGCUGUGCUGUACUAUCUGCCACGAGCGCCUGGAAGACACACACUUCGUCCAGUGUCCAUCAGUGCCAGGGCACAAAUUCUGUUUCCCUUGCACCAGGGACUUCAUCCGCAGACAGGGCUCAGGGAGUGAGGUUUACUGCCCCAGUGGGGAGAAGUGCCCGCUUAUUGGCUCCAGUGUGCCGUGGGCCUUCAUGCAAGGAGAGAUCUCCACCAUUCUGGCUGGAGAUGUGAAGGUGAAGAAGGAGAGAGACCCCUAACAGCUUACAGCAGAACUAAAACCUCACUCAGAGGAAGCUGUGAUCCUGAGCCCAAAAGAUGACGCCGUGACCAUGUGGCCCGCAAUACUGAAGAGACGACUGCUGGUGGGCAGGUCCUCUUCCUCCAUCUACCCUUGCCCCUUUGUCCCUUGUUCCACAUUUUUCUUCCCCUCACCUUGCCUCCUUUUGCAAAGUCAAAGGAGAAUACAGCCAUUUUUCUCUUUAGAGAUGCCCAUGUACAAAACACACCUGCACUUACUACAGUCACUUAGAUUUGUUGCCCCACAUAGAUUGUUCUACGGUGCUUUAAGAACGUUCAGUCCUGAAAACGUUCAGUGCCCAGGUCCAACAUCCUUUUGUAUUUACUCUGAAUGAUAUUCAAAAAACACAUUUCAAAGAUAGAGUGGAGUGAACAAUGAUUUCAACGAAUGUGUUACCACCAGACAGAUGCAGAUUGUACAGCGGGAAGCCUGUUUGGAAAGGCUUCCUUUACAAUCACAAAACCUUACCGACAAUGACCUAUACAGGCACACUCUUGUUUUGCUGUUGUCUAUGCUGCAUAAAACUGUUAAAUAGGAGUAUUACUAUUUUAAGUGCUUAAAGCCCCUCAUUACAAUUGCUUUUCAAUCCAGCAUGUACAAUAGAUAUCUGUAUGUUUUAUAUUCUUGUGUAGAUUUUACAAAAGUCUCCCUUUCAAAUGGCUAUAGAUGUGCAAUCUAUAGAUUUGAUACCAUAUUGCUUUAUGUACCACAAUGUUUUUGAAUGAAUAGAAAACCAAAGAUAGACAUGCUGAGAUCUUGUUGUAUCAUAUGAUGCUAUAACAUAUAUUUUUGUGGUAAAAUUGUUUUGUGGCUUUCAUCAAAUAACAAUGACAGUUAUGGGGAAUGUUAUACAUAGGGAACUUAUAUUUAAACCUUUAUGGUUGGACACAAAAUUUGUAUUAAGUAAGCAGAUCACUAUAUUUUGUAUUGUAACCCAUUGGCUUUUUAAUUGUUGCAGGCGAAGAAUAGUUUAAUAUUAUGAGAACAGAGCUAUUCUGUUUUUUACAAGUAUAUGGUCCAGAUUUUUUUCCAGCACAAUGUGUGAAAGAUGUACUUUACGAGAAUCCUUUUAAAGAAAGUGAUAAAAGAAUGUAAAUACCCAGCAUCUAUUAGAAAUGCAGUCCUGAUAUACAGUAGCCCCAGAAAAGUAUUUGGUCAACUAAGCCACACUUAAAAGUCUAUUAACUUAAUUGCACAUUAAAUAAUUGCAAAUAUCAAAUUCUGAGGCUUCUACAGACCUUUUUAAGUGUGCCUUAAGUGUUAAAAAUACAUUUUGGGGCUACUGUAGACUUGGUUCUCCAUAUUGAUUUUAUAUCUCUUCAGUCUUGUUUUAUAACUUUGAAAAAUACAUAAAUGACUAAGAAUAUAAAUGCACAAAGUACUGUUUUAUAAGACCUUUGUUUAAACGGCUUUGUUACAGCUCAAAUUGUAUUUAAAUUAAAAGAUUGACUUUU
This is a messenger RNA of Xyrauchen texanus (razorback sucker), 3567 nucleotides long. Its product is annotated as interferon regulatory factor 2-binding protein 1-like. Gene Ontology annotation, cellular component: nucleus. Lineage: Eukaryota; Metazoa; Chordata; Actinopteri; Cypriniformes; Catostomidae. The coding region runs from base 213 to 2072 and encodes 619 amino acids. The transcript is spliced from 2 exons. The record is from RefSeq and is a predicted model, not a curated record. Gene Ontology annotation, biological process: regulation of transcription by RNA polymerase II. Gene Ontology annotation, molecular function: transcription corepressor activity.